AUUGAAAUGCUUCGAAUUCACGUACAGAGCUACAGUAUAGUAGUAAAAUGCAGUCUACAAUUUUCCAAGAAAUUCAUAUUGCCAUCUGUGACGUUCUUUUGAAAAUGUGGAUUCUUAGUGGUGGAGUAGGGCCUCAGACGUUUAAUUAGAUUACCCCACGAUAGCAGACUAGUUCUCCCUCAUCCAUCCCACAGUCAGCAUGCCAUUCUCGUUAUCUGAUAUUCCAUUCUACAAAGAAAACGACCGGCCAAUUGUCUUUAUCACCGGCGGAACAAGUGGCAUAGGCAAGGUCACGGUUCGAGAACUGGCGCGACACGGCGCGAGAGUUUACGUGACUGUUCGUAACGAGGCCAAGGCUUCUGCGCUUUUGAGCGAGAAGGCUGAGUGGAAGAAUACGGAGGAGGGAUAUGAGGAUGUUGUCUGCGAUAUACGGACUAUAGAAUGUGACUUGAUGGAUCUGUCUUCUGUCGUGCGGGCCGCGCAUGAGUUUCAAACAAAAGAAGAGAAGUUAGACAUCUUGAUAAACAAUGCAGGUGUGCUGUAUCCAGAAUAUGCUGAAUCGAGUGACGGUUUUGAGACAACCAUUCAGGUCAAUUACUAUGCACCAUAUCUUCUCACGUAUCUCCUCCUUCCCUCGCUGUGUAAGGCUGCAACACCAAGAGUCAUCAAUGUCUCAUCUCUGGCGCAUAACCUGGCUUUCGGCUUCUCUUUCGAUAACCCGAAUAAAAAAUCUGGCUGGGAACUGAUGAACAAAGGCACGAGAUACGCGCAAUCAAAGCUGGCUAUCCUACUCUUCACAAAGGAAAUGGCGAAACGGCAUCCGAAUAUAUUGUCUGUCGCGGUGCACCCUGGCGUGAUUGUUGACACAGCAUUAUACGAUGAGCUGCAAAGCAGCGAUGCGCUAUUUGGCAUAGUCAAGUUCAGCUCGAAAAUGUUUGCUCAGUACGCCUCGAAAAUGGGCGCGAUCUCGAUCGAGGAUGGCGCGCUCACCAGCUUAUACUGCGCUACAGAUUCCGGACUUACGGCGGAGCUCGACAACGGAAACUAUUACGUGCCGAUUGCCAAGCUCGGGAAAUGCAGCAAGCAGGCACUUGAUGCUGGGCUUGCUGAGAAAUUGUGGGUUUGGACCGAGAAGCUGCUGAUUGAAAAGGGAUAUAUCCCGAGUCUUUAGAGUCUUCUUGUUAUACAGUAUUGUGAUAGAAUAAGAUAUCUUGCCAUGCUGUGCAUACACAUUAAAUUAUAAAUA
Myxozyma melibiosi is the source of this 1246-nucleotide messenger RNA. RefSeq lists its product as uncharacterized. The record is from RefSeq and is a predicted model, not a curated record. The coding region runs from base 200 to 1171 and encodes 323 amino acids. The transcript is spliced from 2 exons. Gene Ontology annotation, molecular function: oxidoreductase activity. NCBI's taxonomy places the organism in Eukaryota, Fungi, Ascomycota, Lipomycetes, Lipomycetales, Lipomycetaceae.